UGUUGGAUUUUACUUCAUUAUAUUUCACAGGAAGAGAAAACAGACAAAAAGAGUGAACAACAAACAGUUUCCUCAUCAGCUGAUGACAAGACCCAGAAGAAGCCUGAGGAGCCCCAGGAGAAGCCGGUCAGGAAGAGGAAAUGGGGAUCAGCCCGGUCAAGUAGCAGCACCACCACUACCCCCCAGGCCAAGAAUAAAAGACUGUCAAGUAUAGAGUUCAGUACGGAGUCACUCAAGGAGCUGAUUCCAGACAUCAAAUCCAGCCCUAUAUCUGAGCCAGUCCUGGAUCUGGAUCUUCCAGAUGAGAGGAUCUCGGAUCAAGAAAAUGAACCCGAGGAAAAUCCACAGGAGGUCAAGAUUCAAAGAACAAUUGUUGUGCGUGAAGAUGAGGAGAAGGGUGAUGACGGAGAUGAUAGGUCAGAGGGCGAGGUCGUGGACGAGGAUGACAAGGACAAGGAGUCAGACAGUGAGGAGGAGGAGGAGCAGGGGGAGGGCACAGGUGACCAGGAGGAGCCAGCCAGGAAAGUGGAGAAAAAAGAGGAGUCUUCACCAGAGAAAAAAACAGAACCAAAAAUUAUCCGACAGAUCAGUCGACCUCAACCACUGAUAGAACCAGAUGAACCGACAGCAGCCAGAAGGUCGCCAUCUCCUCCUAGAAAACCAGUGUCCAAUGUGGUUCACAUCAGGAACCUGGUGCGACCCUUCACCCUCAAUCAGUUAAAGGAGUUACUGAAGAGAACCGGAAACUUGGUGGAGGACAGCUUCUGGAUUGAUAACAUCAAAUCCCACUGUAUUGUAACUUAUGAAAAGGAAGAGGAGGCCACAGCAACAAGAAAAGCCCUGCAUGGAACCCAAUGGCCGUCAUCUAAUCCCAAAGUUCUCAGAGUGGAAUACGCUUCUCAGGAGGAGCUGGAAAGAUUCCAAAAUGCAGACAAGCCCAUCGUAAUAACCAAAGAGGUCAAGCAGGACACUAGAAAGGAGAGGGAGGAAAAAGAAAGAGCUGAGAGGGAGGCGCGGAGGGAGGCCAGGAAAAAGGAAGAAGAGGAGGAGAAAAAGAGGCGCCGGACACCGCCAAUGAGGGAGUGGGACCGCCACAAGAUCAGACAGUCACAGGAAAGAGAGGAGGGGCCUCCUCGCCGAGGGAGAAGUAGGUCAAGGUCACCCAAGAGGGGCAGGGGCCGGAGUGGGGAACAAGACAGUAGGAGAGAUAGAAGAGACCAGAAAGUUGAAGAUGAGCCCCCAGCAAAACUCCUGGAUGAUUUGUUUAAGAAGACAAAAACCACUCCGUGUAUUUACUGGAUACCCUUAUCAGAAGAACAGGCAUCGCUUCGGGAGAAGAAAAGACAGGAGGAAAAAGAAGAACAAGAGAAAAUGUGGAAAGAGAGAGAAGAAAAUGCAGCUAAGAGAUUACAAGAAAGACGGGAGAGAAGUCCUUGGCGAGGGGAUGAUGACCGUCGGAGGGGGGGAAUCAGAAUCAGAAGUCGCAGUCGAGACAGACCCCCCAGAAAUCGCAGUGGGAGCCGCAGCAGGGAUAGGUCGGCCAGAAAACGCAGCAGAAGCGAUGACCGGAGCAGGGAACGGGGAAGAAGAAGAUGAAAUUUUUAAACUUCGCUCUAUUAGAUCAUUUUAUUUUGUUACGUCUCCAUUAAUUUUUGUUGGGCUAGUGAAUCAACUGUUGACAGACAUCAUACUAGACAUUUUGAUAAAUAAAUUCAUUUUUAAUUU
Saccostrea cuccullata (small rock oyster) is the source of this 1725-nucleotide messenger RNA. RefSeq names its product apoptotic chromatin condensation inducer in the nucleus-like. Gene Ontology annotation, biological process: RNA splicing. Gene Ontology annotation, molecular function: RNA binding. Lineage: Eukaryota; Metazoa; Mollusca; Bivalvia; Ostreida; Ostreidae. The transcript has 10 exons. The annotation marks the transcript as partial. The record is from RefSeq and is a predicted model, not a curated record. Gene Ontology annotation, cellular component: precatalytic spliceosome; ASAP complex.